Molecule: messenger RNA, 4930 nt
Organism: Ficedula albicollis (Collared flycatcher)
Lineage: Eukaryota; Metazoa; Chordata; Aves; Passeriformes; Muscicapidae
Gene: SWT1
Product: SWT1, RNA endoribonuclease homolog
Exons: 18
Coding region: 5-2659 (884 amino acids)
Cellular component (GO): nucleus
Source: RefSeq, a predicted model, not a curated record
GAAGAUGUCUAAAAAGAAGCUGAAGAAACUAGCUGGAAAGGAAGUCUCUUUGGACGGCCAGGAUGACAAAAACUCUGAAGACACAAGAUCUUACAAGCACACUGUGAAAGGAGAAACAGAACUUCAGAGAUCCAAACCAGAGAAAAAUAAGCAAGAGAAGAGGCGACACCACAGGUCUCGUGAUUUUCACAGUGCAGAUGGAAGAUCCCAGGAAAAAUCUCCAAAGAGAAGCAAAACUACGGAUGGUUCUUCAAUUCAAACUGAAAAGCAGAAGAAAAUAGUGAUCCAGUUUAAAGCCAAAGAAAUCAAACAUGGCAAAACCACCUGCACUCCAGGUGUGGUGACUGCCAGCAAGGAAAGAAGUCACUUUGAUGGAAUAGAAGGAAAAAGGCUCUGGCACAGCUUUGAACUUCAGAGGGAAAAGGCACUGAAGAAAAAGAGAGAGAAAGCUGAACUCCAUAAACUCAAGCUAAAAGCAGAACAAGCUAUGAUAGAAAAGUUUAAGUCCUCUGUGUACAAGGUACCACAUAAAAAGGCAGAGGGCUCAAAAAAGCAUAGUGAGGAUGUCAGAAUUCCCAAAAAGCCACUUGAGAGCUCUGCAAGGACUGGGCAUCGUGAUAGGCCUGCAGACAAGGAGCCAAGUACGUUAUCUAGCUUGUGGGAAGAAGAAGAGGAAGAAGAAUAUGAGGACUUUGCUGUGAAAAAGAGGUACAUGAGUAAACACAGAUCAUCACGCUCCUCAUCUGAAACUCCGCCACGAUGGGACUCUCGGAAGCACAAAAAACACGGCACCGGUUCUCCUAAAGCCCCUGAGCACUCAGGAACUAAACAAGGAGACUUGGAAGCCACAGCAUUGUGUUUUAAGCAGAAUGCUGAGGUCCCGUGCACGUCUGAGUCCUACCAGGGAGGUGAGGUCAGAAAGCCUUUGCCUGUCCCAAAGAUUUCUGAAGACUUUCCACCCCUUCAAGACAGUCAGAACGCAGAAACAGACCAAGAGAUGCAGAUUGUUGAAGACUUGCACAUUGCUCGUGUGGAGAAGAGGAUGGCCCUGUCUGUAGUACAGACCUGUGGAGAACUUACAAGCAUGGAGAUAGAUCUUCCAGAACAGGAUUUAAAUAUUUCUGCUGGGACUUUUAAUUCUGGUCUGAACAUCCUAGUGGUGAUUGACACAAAUAUAAUGAUUAGUCACCUUGAGUUUGUGAGAUCCCUGAAAUCUGAGGAUAUACCAGGAGUUGACAGACUUACAUUAAUAAUUCCCUGGGUCGUCCUACAAGAGCUGGACAACUUGAAGAAAGGGAAAAUGUUGCAGCAUGUUCGGGACAAAGCUAUUCCUGCAGUGCAGUUCAUCUACAAGUGUCUCAAGAACCAGGAUUUCAAACUGUGGGGGCAGUCCAUGCAGCUGGCUUCUCAAAAAAUGUAUGGGCUGAGUGAUGAGAACAAUGACGACCGUGUCCUGCAGUGCUGCCUGCAGUACCAGAAGUUCUUUCCACAAGCUCUUGUCAUCCUCUGCACGGAUGAUAAAAAUUUGUGUAAUAAAGCCAUUGUGAGUGAGGUCAAGGCAUUCUGCAAAGCUGAUCUGAUGACUGCUCUGCAGAAUGUGAGUGCAAACAGGCCCCAGAACUCUGAGGAGCUGCAGCAGUCAAAGCAGGAUACAGAAUUUGGAAAGGCAAGAGGUGAUGCUGGCUUUACUGGACAAUUCCCAAAUGUGCUUCCAGACCUUGAAAGGAACUUAGGAGAAGCUUUGUCUUGUAUUUUAGAGACUGAAAUGAAACUCGCAUUUGGAAACCUGUGGAUGGAGAUCUUGUAUCUGAAGCCACCAUGGACCUUAGCAAACCUGCUGAAAUGUUACAAAAAACACUGGAUGGCUGUUUUUGGUCAUGUGGUUCCAAGGAGUUUACUUUCAACCAUUGAAUGUCUUUCUAAACACCUUUAUGCAGAUAAACCAUUAGACUCCUCAACAGUGCAUAUCCUGCUUCAGGAAUCAAAAAAAUUGCUCCAUGCUUUCAGCUGCAGGUCAGACUACAAUGGCAUCCUGCCCCAGGCUUAUGCUGAAGUGACAAAACUGUGUGAAACCUUCGGGGAGGUGAGGGCAGAGAGUGAGCAGGAUUUAUCAGAAGACAUCAUGGUUCUUUCAGAAAAUGCUGCAUGUGAAAAAAUGGAAGCCACGCUGCCCAAUCUGCAAAGCACUGAGGAAAAAGAGCUACAUCCCAGCUUUCAUGUGACUCAGGAAAACAGGCACCAGGAAAUCUGGUCGGUCCUGGAAGGUGUUUGGAACACCAUGAACUUGUACAGUAUUGAGCUAUUCCAGAAGCUGGACCCCAGUGCAGUGACCAUGGCUGCCAAGGCCUCAUUUGAGGAGGCUUUUUUGGGGCUGCAGAAGCUGUUGGCAGCAGUGAAGGACAUCCGUGAGGGCAUUGGCAGAAUUUUGACCCCAACCAGCAGUUUCCAAGAUAUUUGGACCCUCUAUAGCUUCCUCAGAAGACAUGAGAUCAAUAACGGUCUGAAAUUCACUGCUGAGGAGCUGUAUGAGUGUGUUUCACAGGAGCUGUACAGGGAGAGGCUGGAAGUGGGCUGCUGCCAGCUGGCACAGCUGGAGCAGAUGCUGGAGCAGUGCCAGGCGGCCGUGCACAGGGAGGCGGAGAGCCGGGGCUGGCUCUGACCGCGGGGCUCCGCCUCCUCAGCGGCAGAGAGGGAAGUGCUGCAGGAGCCGGAACCUGCCGGCUUUUCUUCCUCAGAGGUGCCGGCUUGGGUCGGAGUUGAAGGGAGAACACAGUUCCACGUGGACAUUUAAUGUCGGGAUUUCUGCUAAGAAUUCUAUUCACUACUAGAAUGUUCGGUCUUGAGUGAGGGAGGAUAGCCAGGAGAAGCAGGGCUGGUUUGGGAUGCAGCAGCUGUGCUGUGCUGCUGUGAGCAUCCAGCAUUCCUGUGAGGAGCUGAGCUGUUAACAGUUGUAUAGGAAAACCCCUCUGUUUGUUUUACCGGUACUUUGCAAGUCUCAAGUGAGAGAAAGGAAUCUGUUGUGUCACCUGGGACACAAGGUCAGGAAGUAGCUGAGUGCAAGGCCAGGAAUGAAGGACUGACCCACAGACACAACAGUGUGUGUGUCCUGCGCAGUGAAGGCUUGAGAGGAUGUAAAAUGGGCAAAGAGCAGAUGCUUGUUUUUCCUUAAAGACAAAACAGACCCCCCCCACCCUCACGCAGGCGUUUGUCCUUUAUGACUUUUCAGAGGAAAAGGGUUUUUCUCAUUUGUGUAAGCAGGCAUUUUAUCUUCCUACAGUGGAAAUCUGCUAGCAGUGCUCUUGGGGAAACUCCCCAUCCUGCUCUGGCCACAUCCUCCUGGAAGGUGGGCCGGGUAGUCCCUGCUCUCCAGGUGACAUCCCUCUCUGGCUGCACUGCUGGUUGCUUUCCAGAACUGCUUUAAGUCCAUGAAACUUUCCAAAAGCCAUUUUCUAAGGCCUUUAAUGCUACCUCUUCUUGUAUGUAUUUGUACAGAGAUGAGCUGACUGGCAAAGUCCUGAAGUGUCUAUUUUGAUACUAACUUUUGGAUGUAUUUGUAAAUUCUUGAUUGUAAAAAUGUAAUUUAUUGUUAUAUUAAACAGUGGUUAAUUCUGAGUGGCUCUGUGCUGGCUCUGCCCAGGCCCCCAUGCCAGGGAGGGGGGUGGAAUUCCUCUUGAAGCACAGUGGCUGCGCGGGGCUGUUUCCAUGGGACUUCUCCAGCCCUGGGAGCAGGGUGGGAAUGUUGGUUCCAGGGGCUGAUGGGGGCACGUUGUGUCCCGACCCUGGCCUGGGAGGGGCUGUUGUGGAGGAUGAGUCUUUCUGGCUCUCCCAGGCAUGAGGGACAUGGGACACUCCACCCCCUGCCCCUCUCCUGUGCCCACAUCCAUCUGAAAUGUCACUUUUAGUAUCACAGACUCCUCUUUGGACACCUCCUUGAAGAAAAGGACACAGAGCCAGGUCAGGGCACACCUGUGGUGCAAGGGUUUCCCAAAAGGUACCUUUAAUGUGUUUGCAGCAGCAGCAAGCAAUCAGUGCUAGUUUUGGCACCCAGAGUUAGAUGUGCAGCACUACACAUUAGACACCAAGUUAUUCCACCCCAAUGUUUGAUCCAUAGGAAUAGAGAAAGUGAACUAAAUCAGGACUAUGAGCACAUACAAAAUAAAGUUAUUUGUGUUCUAUCACACUUCCAGCUGGUAAUAUUAGAAAAAUAAGACAGGUACUACAACACAUUUUCUUUGCCAGCUGGCAAGAGUUUAAAACCCAUGAGAACCCCCCUCCCCAAACUGUUGUACAAAGAUCAGCUCACCCAGAGUAACAAAACUGCUGUACAGAAAGCACACUCUGCAUUGUCUUCAAAAUACUCGGAGCCAGAAUCCUUCUCCCACCCUAGGAAGUCUGGGUGUGUCACGUCCAGAAACCCUGUGCAGCUCUAAGGAAAGUGGUGCAGACUAACUCACAUUAUUGCAGCUCACCUGUGGGGGCAAUCCACUGUCCCACUGGGGCUCUAGAGAAACUCCAAGGCUGUCUCUUUGUUUCAAUAACCAUUUAUCUGUCAUUUGCAUUUCAACAGACAAAACACUCUGCUGAGUAUAUAAAAACUGUUAUAAAAAGGCAAUUGUAAAAGAUAAGGUAUUAGCAGAGGCAUGUCAGCUUUUUUAAUAAAAAAAAUAGCCAUUGUAUCUAUUUAAAUAAGGCUUUUUGUUACAGAUUGUUCCAGUUACUGAAGGAAACCAAGGCCUGAUGAAAGAAAAAAACAUUAUCCCCCACAACUGUUACCCUUCCUGCCCCAAGAACACACCUCCAGGAAGUCAUCCAAUGUGCAAAGUGACAAACACUGGGGGAAGCUCCUGAAAUGAUAUGCCCAGUCUAGUUUCUCUUGCAUUAUCAUCAAAAUCUUAAAACAAAACCAAAACCUUUAAAGUUCUAAAAUACA